Telopea speciosissima is the source of this 1942-nucleotide messenger RNA. RefSeq names its product transcription factor RF2b-like. The coding region runs from base 135 to 1316 and encodes 393 amino acids. The record is from RefSeq and is a predicted model, not a curated record. Gene Ontology annotation, cellular component: nucleus. The transcript has 4 exons. Lineage: Eukaryota; Viridiplantae; Streptophyta; Magnoliopsida; Proteales; Proteaceae. Gene Ontology annotation, molecular function: DNA-binding transcription factor activity. Gene Ontology annotation, biological process: regulation of DNA-templated transcription.
UCUCGCAAAUUGCAUUUACAAUGAUUGAAACCAGGCCACAUUCAACGAGACCAAAUCUGAAUUUCUUCUUUGGCUGAGAAGACGAGGAGAGCGACAGCAUUACAGGCUUACAGCAACAGGAGGAACACAGAGCCAUGGAAAUGCAAGAUCCUUCAAACCCCAACUCUCAGAAUACUCAAAAGUCAAAGGAGACAACAAUGCUCGGAAAUCCUAGCAGCAACCAUUCUUUCAGGGGGUCUCACCAUCGACGAGCCCACUCUGAGGUGAAUUUCCGAAUUCCAUAUGACUUGGAUCUCAUUAACGAUCCAUUCGAUGCGUCAACGGGGAGUUUCGAAGAGAUUGGAUCUGAGGAUGAUCUCUUCUGCACUUACAUGGAUAUUGAAAAGCUUGGAUCUAGAAUUGAGGAUUGUCCAAAUGAAGGAAACAAGACCGGAGAUUUUCGAAUCAACGAUGAUUCUGUUGCUGCCCCUGCAGGGAAUUGUGUGGGUCAGAGUAAUGGAGGAGGAGGAGGAGCAGAUGGUGCAGGAGGUAGUGGUGGUGGAUGUGCACAGAAUGAGAACAGCGUUGGUGAGAAGAAUGCGAGGCCUCGUCAUCGACAUAGUAAUUCGGUUGAUGGGUCUUCGAUCUCGAGAGGAGAGUCUCUGUUUGAAGAAACACUGGAGGCCAAGAAGGCAAUGGCUCCUGAUAAGCUUGCUGAGCUUUGGGCUCUCGAUCCCAAGCGGGCAAAAAGGAUUCUAGCAAAUAGGCAAUCUGCUGCUCGCUCAAAAGAGAGGAAGGCUCGUUAUAUCUCAGAGCUCGAGCGAAAAGUACAGACAUUACAAACUGAAGCGACUACUCUUUCUGCCCAACUCACAUUAUUCCAGAGAGAUACAACAGGUCUGACUACUGAGAAUGCAGAGCUUAAGCUUCGGUUACAAGCUAUGGAACAACAAGCUCAAUUACGUGAUGCCUUGAAUGAAGCAUUAAAACAGGAGGUUGAGCGGCUCAAAGUUGCCACGGGGGAAAUGUCAAGCCCUGGCGAGGCAUUUAGCUUGGGAAUGCACCACAUGCAGUAUGCCUCACCAUCUUUCUUCUCACUUCCGCAGCAACCAGGUCUUGGAGGCCAUCGGAACAUUCAUUUGCCACAGUUCCAUUCUUCCCAGUCUAAUAUGGGAAGCCAUCCCCUGCUUGCGGCCCAAUCUCAUCACCUCUCAGACAUGCUGCAGCAGGACCAACUCGGCAGAUUACAGGGCCUUGAUAUCAGUAGCAGGGGUUCACAUCUUGUGAAGUCUGAAGGCCCUACAAUAUCUGCCAGUGAAAGCAGCAGCAAUUUUUGAAUUGAACUUGAUACCAUUACCGACCCACUGACCUACUAUUGGCCCCACUUCAUUUGUUAGAUUGUCCAUAGCUCGACAUCCAGUCAAUUAUCCAGUCUUCAUUCUCAUUCUUUGUUUCAAUACAAUUUAUUUGACUCCAUUGUUGUCUUUCUUGAUGCUUAAAAUCUCUUUCUUUUAUUCCCAGGGAUAUCUAACCCACCCCCCUCAAAAAAAAAAAAAAAAAAAAAAAAAAAAAAUUCUUGGGGCAUUUCCUUUUUACUGUUAUUUAUGUAUUUUUCUUAUGUCAAAGUUCCUGCAGUAUUAUAUGGCUGUUUCAGGAGUCCAUCUUCCUUUUUCCAUAUGCCAUCUAUUCUCCUGGUGGUUGAAUGGGAGAAAUCACCAUUGUGCAAACUCUUUGUAUCUUUAUUUUCUGUUGGUUUAUUUUCUCUUGCUUGUUUUUUUUUGGAUGAACCAGGAUUCGUCAAACCCCCCGUUGAUUCAUGUAAUGAUUUGAUUUAUUGGAGUUGACUGGAUCCCAUUUAACUAUAUUCUUGUAAUCUUGGAUUUAUUGGGGCCCAAUGAAACUGUAUGUUUGUUAUACUUUUUGAGUUACCAUUAGAAAGUUUAAUUAUUGGAGCUGAUUGAAU